Ostrea edulis (European flat oyster) is the source of this 5706-nucleotide messenger RNA. RefSeq names its product AP2-associated protein kinase 1-like. The record is from RefSeq and is a predicted model, not a curated record. Lineage: Eukaryota; Metazoa; Mollusca; Bivalvia; Ostreida; Ostreidae. The coding region runs from base 396 to 4424 and encodes 1342 amino acids. Gene Ontology annotation, molecular function: ATP binding; protein kinase activity. The transcript has 17 exons. Gene Ontology annotation, biological process: protein phosphorylation.
AUCUCGUGAGAGUUCGAAGUGAGCGGUCAUUAAAGAAAGGACGAUUAUGGAGUUUAUGCAUGAAGUAUAAACAGAAUUGUAUACAAACAUAAAUGCCUACAACGUAAGAAUUGAUAAUAUAAUUUAUUUGUUGGAUAUGGGGUCUUUAUUGAAAAGCAAUUGAUCGUUAAAUCACGUGACUUAAACUAACAACGAGAAUUCCACCAUAUUUUGGUGGCAGGUGUGAAGGGGUGACAAUGUGAAUCAUCAAAAUACCAUAUGAAUACGUGUGAGAGUGUUGAAAAAUUGUCGUAACUGAUGGUGAUUUUUUGUAUUUCAAGAUUUAACUAUUGACGUCAUACAUUGCGAUUCAGAGGUACAAUCUAAUCUGAAUAUGAGAUGACCAAAAUAUAGACAUGAAGAAACUGUUCCCAUUUAAGAUUGAUUCAGCGGGAACCCAAAACCCCCAUAUUGGCAAGAUUUUCACAGUUGGGAGGUUUACGGUUACAGUAGAGGAUGUUAUAGCGGAGGGUGGUUUUGCAAUUGUUUUCCUGGUGAAAGCACAAAAUGGAAAUCACUAUGCACUCAAAAGACUGUUUGUAAACAAUGACCAUGAUCUGACUGUCUGCAAACGAGAAAUACAUAUAGCAAAAACCCUUACUGGGCAUAAGAAUAUAAUACGCUAUGUAGAUUCCAGCAUUUCAAUGGCCCCAAACAAAGUGUAUGAGGUGAUGUUACUAAUGCAAUACUGUCGAGAUCAUGUGAUACAACAAAUGAAUGAAAAAAUCAACUCAGGCUUUUCAGAAAAGGAGGUUCUGAAAAUUUUCUGUGAUGUAUGUGAGGCUGUAGCCAGGUUACAUCACUGUCAGACACCAAUUAUACAUCGAGAUUUAAAGGUGGAAAAUAUAUUAGUGUCCGACAGUGGACAAUAUGUUCUGUGUGAUUUUGGGAGUGCUACAGCCAAAGUGUUAGUACCUGGUCAACAGAACGUACAACAGAUUGAGGAGGAAAUCAGAAAGUACACAACAGUUUCUUACAGAGCCCCAGAGAUGGUUGAUUUGUACGGAGGAAAACCAAUUUCUACAAAGGCUGAUAUAUGGGCUCUUGGUUGUCUUCUCUACAAAUUGUGUUUCUUCACGUUGCCAUUUGGUGAAAGUACGCUAGCUGUCCAAAGUGGAAACUUCACAAUUCCAGAUGAUUCACGGUUCUCAAAGAUGAUACAUUGUCUAAUCGCAUACAUGCUGGAGGUUGACCCAGACAAGCGCCCAGACAUUUACCAGGUGUCCUGGCUGGCAUUCAGCAUGUCCCACAAAGAUUGUCCUAUUCCAAACAUGAAUGCUGCACCACUGCCAGAUCUGAAUAAAUUACCCACCCCUCUUACAGAAUCGGAAUCCAGACAAUUCAAAACUUCUUCUGCAAAAAAUGUCUCUGUCCAGUCUAUUGAGAGUACCACUGUUACUCCAAGGUCACGACCUAAAGGUCAAGCUAUCCCUCAGGCCAGCUCCCUGAACUUACCAAUACAAACAUCUGUAGUGCCAAGGAAACGACCCACACCUACAAACCCAAACCCAGCCAUGCAACCGAAUACGACAGAAUCCCAACCAAUGAAAGGAGCUACAUCACAGCAGUCCUAUCAAAAUCCUGCACCAGUACAGCCAACCCCCCAACAGCAGGCAGGCUCUAAUGUUUCGGGAGGUCAGAUGGCCCAGUAUUUCCCCGGACACCAGCAGAAUGUCUACCCACCCGCUGGCCCAAAUCAGUAUCGGGGAAAUGUGGCUGCUGGCCCGUAUAGAGCCCCAAGUGGUCCCAUAUCACAAAAUAAUUACAUCCCUAAGCAACAAGGGGUUGUGUACCCUCAACAACAAAUGAACUAUGCACAACAACAGCAACAGCUGUAUUAUCAGCAGCAGAACCCAGUCCAUGCUCACGUGACACAACCCCCUCCUCAGAGUCGUGUGUCCCAGCAGGCAGUUCCUCAAAGUCAUGUCACACAAUCCCAGAAUAACUCUCAGAUGUAUCCCCCUCCAUCUAGUCAGCAUACCGAGGUCCAGCCCCAGAGAACGGAGCAUUAUGCCCAGCUACAGGACUCGACCAAUGUACAGAAUAAUAACUCAAGUAAAACUGACGUGUUUAAAAAACCCGCAGUGCCACAUUCCAAAACCAGAAGUGAUACAAAAGAAAAUACGGAUUCACAGCCCCUGAUCUCUAUCACACCUCCAUCUUCCCCUAAACAUCACAGAACCCACAAACGUAAUGUUAGUGACACCGCAUACCUCACACAGCUCUCCAUGGGAGGCAAAGGCAGUGCUUUCAAGGCAUAUCACUCGGAUAAGAAUUUCUUGCCAGCUCCUCUGCACAUGAAGUGUAAAUCUGCCUCAACCACUCCUAUACACUCCCCAACAAGGUCACCGGGCAUGACACGAGCAGUAUCAGCAGAUAUUGCAGAGUGGAAUCCUUUUGAUGACAAUUUUGGAGGAGAUACUGAAGAGGAACUAUUUGGAAAAGAGUUUGACAAACUGAGGAGAGGAUCUAACAGCAGUAUAUCAAAUGUCAAGAGUAGAGAGGACCUUGUUAUGUCAGGGUCAGACUCUUCUGAUCCCUUUGAAAAAGCACCCUUUAAAAAACCAGGAAACGUAAGGCAUGGCAGCAGUUCUGAUAGUGAUCCACAUAGAAGUUCCAACAGCUCCCGGUCAGGUUACGGAGAUGAAGACGAUUAUCAACAAAGAGGAGAUGAGAAGGACCAGGCCGACACGUCAACCAAUCAGUUCUUUCCUACCACAUUGGUGAAGGCGGCACUCAGCCUGGGCUCUCGGUACCAGAAAUUUGUUGACACUGAUGAGGAUAAGGAUGAGAGGACAACUGUCGCUAGAGAACCUGCUGAAUCAAAACACAAGGAGCAUGAAUCGAGUUCCUCCUACGCCGAGGACGAUCAUCCAAUCAACCAAGUCCAAAAUAUGAAAAAAGAUUUCAGCUAUCAGGAGCUGGAUGAUGAAUAUGGAAGUCGUCCUGUUCCGAUGACUUCCAAGCGCAAGGAGGGGGAAUGGAACACAGAAAAUGAACAGAUGCAAAGCAGUAUGACCUCACCCCAGGGCCAAGGUCAGUUGCCCACAGAUAGGAUUAUGGGACAUGAUUAUGGAGUGAGACCACUGUUGGAUGAUGAUGAACUUGAAGAUGACUUUAGGCCGCCUCACUUUCAUGGCAGUGUGGAGAUUGGAUUUUCUCAUGAACACGACAGUGAUGAUAGUCAUGAAGAAAGUAGCAACAGCACAGUGUCCCCUCAAGUUGGACUGAGCCCUGCCAUGUCUCCCUCUAAUGUGUGCGACCCCUUCACUGCUGCUCCGUUCAGGAAAAGGUUUGCAAAGAAAAAAUCUUCCACAAAUAGUACAUUGUCCACAAAAUCCUCCCCCAAUGAAAUCGAUCCGUUUGCUAAAGCCCCGUUUCGUCCUAAUAUUGUACCAAAGUCAAAGACACACCAUUCCAUGGGAGGAGGGUUGAGUCCCUUAGUGCAUUUGAAUGAAGACAAGACUAAAGCGGAAGUGAAAAGUGAUUUGACUGCAAGCAUUCCUUAUGCAACUCUUCCAAGAAAAUCAAACUCGCGUGUUGUAUCGGGUUCAGCGUCUGUGGGAAUGUCUCCUGUGGAAGAGAAGUUCUCUCACGACAUUUUGUUUGUAGCAGAUCCCAUGUACUCUAAAUCCAGUCAUUCCAGUGUCAAACGAAAUUCUUCUGUACAGUAUCAAACACUAACAGCAGACGACCCAUUCCAAUCUGUUCCAUUCAAGGCAAAGUCAAAGAAGAAUAAAACAACAAAAGAGUCCAUUAACAUCAUGGACAUGGAGAUACCCCCUACAGAGCCAGCAAAACCAGUGCAAGAAAUCUCUAAAAGAUCUAACCUGUCUAAAGAUAGCAUACCCAAAUCCCAUUCCAUUGGAUCAAUGGUCUCGCCCCCGAAACCAAUGAGAGCACUUCCCUCCAGAAGCUCUGGAGAGAAACUUUAUCAGCAGUUGGAGGAGCUGACUUUCGAGAGGAAUGAGGAACUGUUUUCCUCUCAUAGUUCUCAACCUGGUGACCAUCUCAUCAACAAGAACGAUACAUCUGAUGAGGAAUUCGAAAGUGAACUCUCCAAAUCCAAAUCCAGAGGCAGAAAAAGUCCGAAGGAUUACGUGGAAUCUGGAUUUUCCAACAUGAGUUUCAAUGAUGAUGAACUAGCUGACUCGUUGGACAGCUUUCCCUCUCAGAAUGCCCCAGUUAAAGAUCUUCAUGUGGCCAGCAUUCGACAUCCGGCAUUCUCAAAAGAAAAUCCCCCACCCCCCUCUGUAGUCAAAGCAUCAACGGAGGCGUUAAAAGUGAGUUCUGGAGGAUAUGACACAUUCACUUGGCCACGUAAACAGAGGAAACUGGCGACAAACGAGCCAUUCAGCUCCAAAAAGAAGGUGGAUGCUGUAUAAUAAUUGGGCAUUUGUUGAUAUAAAUUAUUGUUAUGUGAUAUAGGUUGUUCCAUUAGACUUGUGAUAAAUUCUUCAUGGCUGCAUAUAGAUAUCGUUAUCUUCUAUUCAGGGUACACUGAGAUUCCUGUAUUUGGUUUUCUUACUUUUCAUUUAGAUGAAAUAUUGAUUUUUUUAAAAAUUAUUAUUACUCCUUAGAUUUCUACAUAAGUUAUUCAUAUACUCCAUAUAAAAGUAAUUUAGAUAUAUUCGUGGUAUUUUGUGACAUGCAAGUUCUUACCAACUAUAUAGUUAACUCUUGAUGGUUUUCGAAGUGAAGAAAUUCAAAUUUUGUUUAAAAAUUUACAAAUUAAUCCAGAAUCUCGAAUGAUUCAUAUCGUUGAGAAAUUCAUUUGCGUUUAUUUCAGAACAACACUGCAUAAUAGGUGCUAUAACUGUUUCUUGUGGGUGUGAAAGAUUGUCAUGUUUGUAAACACUUCCUGUCGUUCUGGAGGUCGAUUUCACUGUUUUUUGUUCUCGGCAGCUCUCACGGUAACGUGAGGUCACAGUACCCUAAAGUAUCAAGUAAUGUCGAAUAUGAACUUCAGUGUUCAACAUUGUCAUUUUUACUCUGAUUGUAUUACAGGGGUAAUUAAACUGUAUGAUUUCCUGUUGCAGUGUACAUGUACAGUCUACUCCGGAUAUGAUGAAAUUCAGGGAACCAACCUGAAUUGUUCAUUAUAUCCAAACUUCAGAAUAACUGAAUUUGAACCAUGUUUAAAUGAUAUUACUGGAGAUUUAUUUUUACUUCAAUAUCACAGAUAGUUCAAUAUAAGGAAUUCAAUAUAAGUGGAGUCGACUAUAUGUUGGCCUGACUUCACUCUCUUAUCAAGGUCAUCUCAACCUCCUAUCAAGGUCAUUUCAAAAGGAAGAUUGCUUCCUGUACUGGUACAUGUAUGUAUAACAGUAUCUGUUGUUUGGGGGAAAAUAGCAUGAGCUGACACGAACACAUUUAGUGAAGGGAGGGGGGGGGGGUUGCGAGUUUUAAACAAUAACAAUAAAUGGUAGUACAAAAAAUGUGUAGAGCAGGUCGUGCUAGGUAUUGGCCUUGACCUUUUGCCGUGUUUAGUGACCCUGUUUAUUUCCUGUGGUUACGUAGUCUACAUUAAACUGUGAUAUCUGAUCUGCUACUGUUUUAUCCGUUUCCUGCUGUAGUUAUUUUUUUUUAAUGCUCUGUUCCAGCCAUUUGUCCGUUGUUGAUUGAUGUACAUGGAUUUACGAAAGUGAAUAAAACUGCUAGUAUAUU